AUGUAUCCCAACCCCGAACCCACAACCACUCCCAAAUCCACAACCACAUCCGCACCCACAACCCUCACACAAUCCACGCUCCUCACACCAAUUUCCACCACCUCAAAAUCCAUCUCAACCUCCAUCACAUUUUCAAACCCCACAACCAAAUCCAAUUCCAAUUCCAAAUCCGAUUCCAACUCCCAAGCCAUGGCCUCCCUCCUCUCAACAUUCUCAGCUUACAAAGCGAAGAUCCUAGACUCGACAAAGCCAAAGCAAACCACAGGAUCCUCAAGUCCUACCGUACCAAUUCCGGACUCAGAUGAGGUGGUCUCGAGAUACCGACCGACGAUUGCAGAGAGACGGAGGUUGCACUGCCCGUCACGGCUGAGAAUACAGCCGGUUGUGGGGAGGUUGGCUGGUGUGGAGAUUGGUAGGGAGAGGGAGGUUUCGCCUGUCGCAUUGUCUGAAGCUGAGUCUGAGUUGGAGUGUGAAGCUGAGUCGGAAUCUGAUUCUGGAUCCUUUGCGCUAGAUGAAUAUUUUGGUUCUGAAGCUGAAGGUGGAGAUCUGAGUCCUCCUGUAGUGUACCACCAGCCAUCAAGAAGGUGGGGAGAGACGGGAGUUGGAGUUGGAGUUGGAGUUGGGAGACGAGCGGCGAUUGUGGCGCCGAUGGUGAGGCAUCACAGCCAGGCUGUGGUGGUUGAGGUUUGUGGUGAGGAGGAGAUUGGGGGGUUGGGGUUUGAUGAGGGGGGUGGAGAUGGUGAGGAUGAGAGUAAAUACCAGGUAUGUAAUAUCGACCUCGUAGAAUGUCGCUCGCCAGUCUCGCCCUCAUCAUCUUCUAGUUACUCAGACGCGAUAUUCCCGCUACAAAUCACCACGGCGGAAUCAACCCACCACUCUUCUUCCUUCUCUUGCCCCUCCUCCCUUUCUUCAAGCUUCUUGGCUAAAGACUAUGAGAACAUGGAGGCCAGUGUCCAAGUCUUCGCCACCCUCGACGUCGAAAGCCUAAUCAGCGACCCCGGCCCCAUAUUUACAGACCUCAACCUCGACGACGCAGACUGGUGUCUUGAACCACAUCCCAUGAGUAACUCUUGUAGCUGUCACUGGUGUGAGGUUGCCAGAUUUCCGGAGCUGAGGAGAGAGAAGCAUGAUUUUGGGGUUUGGUGUAGGUGUUUGGCUUGCUUGAGAUUCGAGGCGAGGAGGACGUUGUUGGAGAUGGUGGAGGGGAGUGGGGGGAGUGAGGAGGUGCGGGAGGUGCUUGUUAAGUGGGUUGAGAGGUUGUUGGAUGGGGAAGGGGAAGGGGUGGAGGGAGAGGGAGAUGAGUGGAGUGAGGAUGGGGAUGAGGAUGAGGAUGAAUUUGAUGCUGGAAUUGAAGGGGUUCUCAGUCCUUACUUUGAGAUGGAUGAGAGAAGUAUGGUGGAAACAGAGGAGGAAUACUCCAUUGAGUGUGAGGUUCUCUUUGAUGCUGGCAUCGAUUGGGAUCUUGGUGGUCUUGAUCUACAUCCUGGGAGAUUCAGCGCACUUUGUUCGAGAUUGAGGAGGUUUUGGAGCGGACCUCCUGUUUCUACUCCUUUGCUUCCAUUGCAUGAGCCAAAAUAG
This is a messenger RNA of Cadophora gregata, 1578 nucleotides long. RefSeq lists its product as uncharacterized. Lineage: Eukaryota; Fungi; Ascomycota; Leotiomycetes; Helotiales; Ploettnerulaceae. The record is from RefSeq and is a predicted model, not a curated record. Bases 1 to 1578 code for a protein of 525 amino acids. The transcript has a single exon.